This is a messenger RNA of Penicillium cosmopolitanum, 1359 nucleotides long. RefSeq names its product PPIL4 family peptidylprolyl isomerase. Gene Ontology annotation, cellular component: nucleus. Gene Ontology annotation, molecular function: peptidyl-prolyl cis-trans isomerase activity; RNA binding. The coding region runs from base 1 to 1359 and encodes 452 amino acids. The transcript is spliced from 3 exons. Gene Ontology annotation, biological process: protein peptidyl-prolyl isomerization. The record is from RefSeq and is a predicted model, not a curated record. Lineage: Eukaryota; Fungi; Ascomycota; Eurotiomycetes; Eurotiales; Aspergillaceae.
AUGAGUGCUCUCCUGGAAACCUCCUUGGGCGAUAUCGUCAUUGACCUGCUGGUCGACGAGUCGCCCAAGGCCUGUGAAAACUUCCUCAAACUUUGCAAGCUCAAAUACUACAAUUUCUCCCCGAUCCAUACCGUUCAGAAAGGCUUCACCCUCCAAACCGGCGAUCCACUCGGUCCUGGAGCCCCCGAAAGCGAUGGCGGUUCUUCCAUUUGGGGGGUGCUGGACGGCCCGUCGAAGAGAACCUUCCCAAUCGACCUGCCGCCGAAGCUCAAGCACACCGAACGCGGUACGGUGAGCAUGGCAACGGCUGCAGCCAAGAACGACCCCGACCAGAGACUGGCGGCAAGCCAAUUUCUCAUUACUCUGGGCGACAAUCAGGACCAUCUAGAUGGGAAAGCUGCUAUUUUUGGAAAAGUGGUCGAGGGCUUCGAUGUACUGGAGAAGAUUAACGAGUCAUUUGUGGAUGAGCGUCAACGUCCUUUGAAGGAUAUUCGAAUUCGCCAUACAGUCGUGCUCGAUGACCCUUACGCGGAUCCUGCUGGGUUGGUUGAGCCGGCAGAGAGCCCGGUGCCAUCCAAGGCCCAAUUGGCUACUGUGCGCAUCGCGGAUGAUGAGGAACUCGAUGAUAAUAUGGACGAGGAGGCUAUGGAGAAUUUGCGCCGGGAACGCGAUGCUCGCGCGCAGGCAUUGACUUUGGAAAUGGUGGGUGAUCUGCCAUUCGCUGAUGUCAAGCCGCCGGAGAAUAUUCUCUUCGUCUGCAAAUUGAAUCCUGUCACACAAGAUGAGGAUCUUAACCUGAUCUUUAGUCGCUUUGGUACAAUCCUCUCAUGCGAAGUGAUUCGCGAUAAGCGUACCGGCGACAGUUUGCAAUAUGCAUUUAUCGAGUUCGAUAAUCAAAAGGACUGUGAGCAGGCCUAUUUCAAGAUGCAGGGUGUGCUGAUCGACGACCACCGCAUCCACGUCGAUUUCUCCCAAAGUGUCUCCAAGCUUUCAGAGAGUUGGCGCAACGCUACUGUCACCAAGCGCCGCCAUCGAGGUGGCUUCGGUGGUGUUGAUGAUCUUGAACAGAAACGCCAGUAUCGUGAGACAGAGGAUGCCCCUACAUAUGAGGAUGACGAGUCGUACAACAUGCUUUUCGACAAGUCCCGCAAGAACAAAGACCAAGCAUCCAACCAGGCACUCAAGCCUGCUCAGCCUCUUCAUCGCAAUGACCGUGACCGCAGCCCCCGACGAGAACGAGACCGCAGUCGCGAUCGAUACCGCCGGCGAUCAAACAGCCGCAGUCCACGCCGAGACUCGCGACGUGAUCGGGAUCGCCGAGAUGAUCGCCGAGAUGAUCGGUACGACCGGCGACGAUGA